AGAGUCACCAUGAUCCCCAGCGCGGGCCCCCGGAGCUGCUGCCUGCUCCUGCUGCUCUGCCUCCUCCCCUGCCCGCGGGUCCGGGCGGGCAGGGACAGCCCCGCAGUCUCCGCAGCCUCCUUCCUGCAGGAUCUGCUCCAGCGCUACGGGGAGAGCCAGACCUUGAGCCUGAAGCAGCUCAAGGCCCUCCUGAACCGCCUGGAUGUGGGAGUGGGACACGCCAAUGUCUCCCAAACACCUCAGCAGCGCCUCAACCUCUCCCGGUGCUUCAGCUCCGUGGAGCUUUUUGCCAUCCACAACCUGAGCGAGGGCUCCCCUGUGGGGCACAGCGAGUUCAAGGAGUUCUGCCCCACCAUCCUGCAGCAGCUGGAGUCGGGGGCCUGCGCCUCCGAAAACCUGGAAAAUGAGGAGAAUGAGCAGACAGAGGAGAGCAGGCCCAGCUCAGCUGAAGUCUGGGGUUACGGUUUCCUCUGCGUCUCCGUCAUCUCCCUGUGCUCGCUGGUGGGAGCCAGCGUGGUGCCCUUCAUGAAGAAGACCUUUUACAAGCGGCUGCUCCUCUACUUCAUAGCUCUGGCGAUUGGAACUCUCUACUCCAACGCCCUCUUCCAGCUCAUUCCCGAGGCAUUUGGAUUCAACCCUCAGGAAGAUUAUUAUGUUUCCAAAUCUGCUGUGGUGUUUGGGGGCUUCUACCUCUUCUUCUUCACUGAGAAGAUCCUGAAGAUGCUCCUGAAGCAGAAGGACCAGCACCACCACGGGCACAGCCACUACGGCCCCGAGGCUCUGCCCUCCAAGAAGGACCGGGAGGAGGGGGUCACAGAGAAGCUGCAGAAUGGGGACCUGGACCACAUGAUCCCACACAUCACCAGUGACCUGGAGUGCAAGCCCCCCUCCGGGGAUGAGAAGGCUGUGGUGGGCUCCCUCUCUGUCCAGGACCUGCAGGCCUCCCAGAGCGCGUGCUACUGGCUGAAGGAGGUGAGGUAUUCGGACAUCGGGACGCUGGCCUGGAUGAUCACCCUCAGUGAUGGCCUCCACAACUUCAUUGAUGGCCUGGCCAUCGGUGCCUCCUUCACCGUGUCCGUGUUCCAGGGGAUCAGCACCUCCGUGGCCAUACUCUGUGAGGAGUUCCCACACGAGCUGGGGGACUUUGUGAUCCUGCUGAAUGCUGGCAUGACCAUUCGCCAGGCACUCUUCUUCAACUUCAUCUCUGCCUGCUGCUGCUACGUGGGCCUGGCCUUUGGCAUCGUGGCCGGCAGCCACUUCUCUGCCAACUGGAUCUUUGCUCUGGCUGGAGGGAUGUUCCUGUACAUAGCACUGGCUGACAUGUUCCCUGAGAUGAACGAGGUGAGCCGGGAGGACGAGCAGAACGGCAGCGCCCUGAUCACCUUCGCCAUCCAGAAUGCAGGGCUGCUCACAGGCUUCACCAUCAUGGUGCUGCUCACCAUGUACUCGGGACAGAUCCAGAUAGGGUAGGACCAGCCUGAGCUGCAGCCCUGAUCCAAUUUUUCACUGGGGUUUUUUUGUGGGGAAGGUUUUUUUCCUUUUUUUUUUUUUUUUUUUGUUUUUUUCUUUCCUGCUGCAAACAUACGACGGUACCUGUGCGGGCACUGACGUCACACUACAGGAGAGACAUUGCUUUGAAAGCUGUUCCAUGGAUUUUUUUUUUUUUUCUGGUUUAAGGUUGAGGAGAGUGGAAUUCCCCUUCUCAUAGGACUGACCUGACUUUUUCCAGUGUCAUAUUCCUUCUCUCCUCACCUCUCCCAGGAAGGAUGGAAUCGGGAGACAGGAGCUGCUCCAGCCAUGCUGCUCCUCUCAUUGUGCUCGGAGCAUUCCCAUGGGACAUGAUGCUGUCCUGACCCCUCUGGGUCAGGGGACAGAUGGGGACAGACCCUUCCCAGAGCAUUCCCCACCAGCCAGCCCUCAGAGCUGUGCUCUCCGAGGAUGAGGAGGUUCACAAUGGCACCAUCAUCCAACUGCUUCUGUUCCCUUUCAGCCUGGACAGUGCCCUGGCAAGAGCGGGGUGAAGAGGGCAGGGGUUUUAAAGCACAUUUUGGGUGUCAGUGCUCAGAGCAGAGGACACUAAACUGGGUUGGAGUGACACUUGGGCUGCUGGGAGAAGCCUGCCAGAAUGCCCUGACCCUCCUUCAGUCCAUGCUGUGGGAAUUGGGA
This is a messenger RNA of Cinclus cinclus, 2166 nucleotides long. It is a transcript of the gene SLC39A14, whose product is annotated as solute carrier family 39 member 14. The transcript has 8 exons. Bases 10 to 1470 code for a protein of 486 amino acids. Gene Ontology annotation, biological process: zinc ion import across plasma membrane; intracellular zinc ion homeostasis. Gene Ontology annotation, molecular function: zinc ion transmembrane transporter activity. The record is from RefSeq and is a predicted model, not a curated record. NCBI's taxonomy places the organism in Eukaryota, Metazoa, Chordata, Aves, Passeriformes, Cinclidae. Gene Ontology annotation, cellular component: membrane.